This is a messenger RNA of Oreochromis aureus, 1383 nucleotides long. RefSeq names its product CDGSH iron sulfur domain 2 (gene cisd2). Lineage: Eukaryota; Metazoa; Chordata; Actinopteri; Cichliformes; Cichlidae. Gene Ontology annotation, cellular component: mitochondrial outer membrane; intracellular membrane-bounded organelle. The record is from RefSeq and is a predicted model, not a curated record. The coding region runs from base 106 to 513 and encodes 135 amino acids. The transcript is spliced from 3 exons. Gene Ontology annotation, molecular function: 2 iron, 2 sulfur cluster binding. Gene Ontology annotation, biological process: regulation of autophagy; autophagy of mitochondrion.
AAAAAAAAAAAAAAAAAAUGCGCUUAGUAAUGAACGCCGUGACAUAAACGAACCUCAGGAACUAUCCAAGUCAAACACAAAAGCUCCUCAACCGAGCAAUUCACAAUGGUUUUAGAAACGAUAGCAAAAAUAAUUAAAGUCCAGCUUCCAGCCUACCUCAAGAGGCUACCCCUGCCGGAGACCAUCGGCGGAUUUGCGAGGUUAACAGUGUCUGAGUGGCUCCGGUUGCUUCCUCUUCUGGGCAUCUUGGCUUUGCUCGGCUAUCUCACCAUUCGCCCCUUUCUGCCUAAGAAGAAGAAGCAGAGGGACAGCCUGAUCAAUCUGAAGAUCCAGAAAGAGAACCCAAAAGUGGUCAAUGAGAUAGACAUUGAGGACCUGAACAGCGCAAAUGUGUGUUACUGUCGCUGCUGGCGCUCCAAAACUUUUCCUGUAUGCGACAAGUCACACUUAAAGCACAACGAGCUGACUGGAGACAACGUGGGACCGCUCAUACUUAAAAAGAAGAUACUAUAAUUGACCACUGAUCAGAUUUUUCCCUAAACAGUUUUUCUUGGUCUUGUCUUGGUGUUAUAUUUACUUAAAUAGAAACCACACUCUAUUUGAAAGCUACAUUUUGGAUACUUUAAUGAUAGUUUGCAAUAAGGGAAGUUUUUUUUAAAAAGGAAAAAAAAAAAAAAGUGUAACUUUGUUUUUGUGGGGGCCUUUUUUUGUUCAUUGUUCAUGUUUGUUUAACAGAGGAGCAGUUUUAUUUGACUGGGACCACUUUGAGGGGGAAACUUGAAACAAUUGCAUAAUUGCAGUGACUUUAUGAUGCAUUUAUCUAAUGUGAGGCCAUCAGGGGAGAGGUUUUGCAGAUAAAUGGCUGACCUUCCUUCGUUUUGGAUGGUAUUGAACAGCUUUUUUCUUUUCUUUUUUUCUUUAAGUGCUUUUUUUUUUUUGUUUGCUUCAGAUAUGUGUGCCAAAUACUAACAUACAUUUCCAUACUUAAUGGAUGUGACAUAUUUUAAGUUAUUGUGUGUAUGGGAAGCUACUUAUUCUUUAAAUCUGGUUUACUCAUAGCCUUUAAAUGUUGAGUUUUACGUUUUGUGUUCAGUUCUGUUGCCUUAAGACAUUUCAAACCAUAUCAAAGUAAUUUCAAGUGUAAAGGCAUUUCACUAAACUUUCAGGGUUUGAAAAUGUCUGUUUCCUUAUUCUUUUGUCAUAUCUGUAUGAAGUUGUCUUGGAAAGUUUCCAUCAUUAAUGAAUCUCAAUAAUAAAUCCCUUGUUUUUUUUUUUUGUUUUUUUUUUAAAUAUGCAGUAUAACUGUUCAGUGUAACUGUUGCAAGAUGGCAGUGUGAAAUUAUUCAUACUAAAUGUAGAAAUAAAGAGAAUUUUGGCAUCUUU